Messenger RNA from Zootoca vivipara (common lizard), 4391 nucleotides. The record is from RefSeq and is a predicted model, not a curated record. NCBI's taxonomy places the organism in Eukaryota, Metazoa, Chordata, Lepidosauria, Squamata, Lacertidae.
AUAAGUGAGUUCCUGUCAGAGGCAGACUUCAUACCAUGGAGUUCUUGGUUCUCAGUUUUGUUUUUUACAUGAGAGCUCAAUAUACACGAAGCAUGUUGAAUUCUUGAACUGCUCUACCAACAUGUUAGCUAUGCUGCUUACAUGGGAUGAAUGUAUGAAUAAACGGAUAACUGUAUUUCUGAUCAUAGCAUUGUGGGAUAUCUUAGCAGGUACUUGAGUCACUUAAGCCUGCAAUGAACCACCCCCUCCAACUCCCUGCUGGGCUCAUGGCCAGUAGGGAAGAUGUGAGGAUGGAGGAGUGUUCUUGCCAGGGUUGUUGCUAGCUGCUGGAAGGAAUGAGGGCACAGGCCCAUGACUGACAAUUUCAGUGUACUCAGCUACCAAGUAAACAAAGAAAAAGAAGUUUAAAAAUGGAGGGGAAAGCUCAGAAGAUUUGGGGUCCAGCACAUACCACCCAGGGCUUCAGUCCCUUGGGUCACCCCCUAACAAGAAGCCUAGGAAUUGAAAUUUUCCAUCCUUUUCCAGUUUCAAACAAACAAGCUAUUCUCACCUAUUUGGAGCAAAGGAAAGGAACUAAACCAUGUCUGCUAUGCUAUGCUAUUCUCUUCCCUAGUUGAUGGGAGAAGGGGUGUCAUGGGACUGCGAAGGCAGUGAAUCCUUUAGAUCCAAGCCUUCCCCUGGUCCAUCCUGUCAUGCUCCCAAUCCACCCAGGCAGGCACACCUCUUUUCAACCCUACCAAUGUUGGCACUUCAAAAGAUUCUAUUAUUUAGCAUUCAGGAUUUUAUGCAUGCAGUUUUGUUCCUUGAUUAAAUGAAGUUGCAUUGACAGCUGGAUACCAUGUGCAGCUUUCCAAAUUACUGAAAGGACUGUAGAGAUUUCUGAGUAGCUUUCUGGUGCGUUUUUUGCCCUGGCAAAUUGGAAUCUUCAUAUUGUUUGCAUAUGUAGAGGGGUUGGCCCAUAUCUGAGUGGUUGUGAAAUAGCUGGGGUGUUGUAUAAGGUCAAAAGCACACACCACAAACUAAAUGAAAUCAGCAAAGUGUCUAUUGUAACUGGACAAAUGGGCAGGUGGGGAAAAUGGCAAAGGUAAAUACUGACACAGUACAUCUGCUAAAGGAGAAAACUACACAAACAAACCAGAAAAUGUGUGGGCAUAAAGUGACAAACUAGGACUUGAGAUGUAGCACUAUUUUCAGUGAAAUUAUGUAAAGAUAAACACAAUUUUCAGACACGUCCUUAGGCUAUCCAUACACAGUCUAAGAUGCCUGUAAAUACCUAAUACUGUACAAUUUUUUUAACUUUGUUUAAAAGUCUUUUAUUAUAAAUUAUUAUAAAUGAUGAUUAUAAAUAUCAUUCUCAUACUGCAGUCUGAUUUUUCUAAAGAAGCAUUUUAUAAAUACAUUAAUUUGCUUGGAUGAAGAUUAGAGGGUGGAAAUAGUGCUAUAAAUUCAUUACUGCUUUUUCUUUGCUGUAAAUACUCAUUUAAAGCUGGUUUCUUUUAACCUAUUAUAAUGGUGAACAGAUAACACUUUAUAACAGACAUAUUCACAUAUCCUGUAUCAGAAUAUAGUUUGGGUCAUUGAAUGUAAACACCACCAUGCCAUGUCAUGAAUUAGGGGAGAAAAAUCACUGGGGAAAGAUUGCAGUUCUCUGUUUCAGACUCACAGUGUCACUGUUGGACAAGGCGGCAAUCCAAGGGCAGCUGAAGUUCCACUGAUGCUUAUUGCAGAGCGAUUUCUUUGUCCCAAACUGCACAUCGGGAAUACCAGCAGAUGCUGGAACAAACGUUUCAGCUGAAAAAAGGAAAACACUGCAGCAUAUCUAAAUUACGCCAAAGGAUCCAAUUCUUUUUUUACUCCUGUCUUGGUGGAAAUCUGAAAUCUUGUGCUCAUCAAAGAGAAGAAGAAAAUGAAGAGGAAAGGAAUCCUUCAUGGAGAGAGCUUGCAAACACCAGGAAGGCAUAUGACCCUUCUGAUAUUAUCAUCUUUGUUUUGUGGAGCAGUUUUGGAAGAGGUUAACUAUUCCAUCCCUGAGGAGAUGGCAAAGGGGUCUUUGGUGGGAAAUCUUGCCAAGGAUUUGGGACUAAAUGCCAGAGAACUGAGGAAUAGAAACCUGCAUAUCAUUUCUGAAGGUAAAAAGCCAUAUUUCACUAUCAAUGCUGAAAAUGGAAACCUGUAUGUGAAUGAGAGGAUAGAUCGUGAGGGAAUGUGCAGAGAGAGCACACAAUGCAUUAUUGAUUUUGAAGCUGUGAUUGAAAAGCCAUUGAAUGUUUUCCAUGUAAGCGUAGCAAUCCAGGAUAUUAAUGAUAACAUCCCACAAUUUCUAGAAGCCAAUAUUAGACUUGAAAUAAUUGAAUCCACAUUGCCAGGUGCUAGAUUUCUCCUUGGGAAAGCUGAAGAUGCUGAUAUUGGGAUUAAUGCUCUCCAAAACUACCAGUUAAGCCUAAAUCAGUUCUUUGUAUUAGAAAUUAAACACAGUCCAGAUGGCCAUAAAUAUGCAGAGUUGGUGCUGCAGAAACCUUUGGAUCGGGAAAGUGAGCACUCCCUGCAGUUGAUUCUUAUGGCCGUGGAUGGAGGUGAACCCAGAAAAACUGGGACUGCUCAGGUAUGGAUUAAUGUCACAGAUGCCAAUGACAACCCACCGGUCUUCACUCAAGAGGUUUAUACAGUUAGCCUGAGAGAAAAUUCUCCUGUGGGGUCCCCCAUACUCCAAGUAAAAGCCUCUGAUAGGGAUCAAGGUUCAAAUGGUCAGAUCAGUUACACAUUCAGUAAAGUCCCAGAAAAAGUCUAUGAGAAAUUUAGACUAGAUCCACAAAGUGGAACAAUUGCAAUUAAGGAGACCCUUGACUUUGAGGAAACAGAGAAGUACACUAUGGCAAUAGAAGCAAGAGAUGGAGGAGGAUUAGUGGCUCACUGUAAUGUUGAUAUAAAGAUUAUAGAUGAGAAUGACAAUGCUCCAGAGAUCAUCGUGGCCUCCUUAUCUAGUCCAAUUCCCGAAGACUCUGCUUCUGGAACACUAAUUGCUCUCAUCAAUGUAAAGGAUAAAGAUUCUGGAGAAAAUGGAAAAAUUACGUGCCAUCUACAAGGUAAUGUACCAUUUAAAAUAGUGUCAGCUUCAAGAAACUACUAUAAAGUCCUCACAGACAGUCCUUUGGACAGAGAAAAAGCCUCAGGAUACAACAUCACAAUCACAGCCACCGACAAAGGUAGCCCCCCUCUCUCCUCCAACAAAACCAUCUCCCUGCAGAUUUCAGACAUCAAUGACAACCCCCCUGCCUUUGAAAAAUCAACCUACAGUGUCUUUGUGCCAGAAAACAAUCCCUCAGGUGCCUCCAUUUUCUCCAUCAAAGCCUCGGACCCGGAUCUAGACCGCAACUCACGUAUCACUUACUCCAUCCUCAACAGCAACAUGGAGGAGCUGCCUCUCUCCUCUUAUGUCUCCAUCAACUCUGAGACGGGAACUAUCUAUGCACAGCGCUCCUUUGACUAUGAGCAAUUCAGGGAGUUUCAGAUCCAAGUGAAGGCCCAAGAUGGCGGCUCUCCCUCUCUCAGCAACACCACCACCAUGUGGGUGUACAUUUUGGAUCAGAACGAUAACAGCCCUCGGGUUCUGUAUCCUCUCCCAGGCGCUGAGGGCUCUGCCUUGUUUGAGAUGGUUCCUCACUCAGCAGAGCCAGGCUACCUAGUGACCAAAGUGGUGGCUGUGGACGCGGACUCUGGGCACAAUGCUUGGCUCUCCUACCAAGUGCUGCAGGCCACGGAGCCGGCCCUCUUCACCAUUGGGACCCACACAGGAGAGAUCAGGACGUCACGAGCCCUUCUGGAGAAAGAUGCUGUGAAGCAGAAGCUGGUCAUCUUGGUGAAGGACAAUGGGAAGUCUCCGCUUUCAGCUACUGUGGUCCUCAACCUUGUGAUUGCCGAGAACUUCCAAGAGGCACUUCCAGAAAUGACUAGGCAGUCCAGUGACACAGAGCAUCAUUCUGACCUCCAGUUUUACUUGGUGCUGGCUUUGGCAUUGAUCUCAUUUUUAUUCCUCCUGACGGUGAUACUGGUCAUUGUCAUGAAACUUCGACAAUCAGGAAAUCCCAAAUUAUUCCAAUGCUUUGAACCUAAUGCUUUUUCUAAGGCGCAGGUCAUAUUUCCACCAAACUAUGAAGAAGGCACUUUACCUUAUUCCUACCAACUCUGCCUAUCGUCAGAAAUGAGGAAAGAGCAGAUCUCUUUCCCAAAACCCCAUAUCCAGGGGGCAGAAAACUUGCUAUGCAAUGAUAGCUCUCAGGUGGUUCUUGUGGAUGGCAACAUUGGGGAUGCCAAUGCCAAAGAGGAGGUUGGUGAGCAGGUAAGCUUUGCUUUCAGAAACAGCCUAUCCUUAUAGGAAUAAAACUAAUAUUUUU